This is a messenger RNA of Xyrauchen texanus (razorback sucker), 3427 nucleotides long. RefSeq names its product (E2-independent) E3 ubiquitin-conjugating enzyme FATS-like. Gene Ontology annotation, cellular component: cytosol; centriole; centrosome. Bases 2 to 895 code for a protein of 297 amino acids. The transcript has 7 exons. NCBI's taxonomy places the organism in Eukaryota, Metazoa, Chordata, Actinopteri, Cypriniformes, Catostomidae. Gene Ontology annotation, biological process: regulation of centriole replication. The record is from RefSeq and is a predicted model, not a curated record.
AAUGGAAAGACCAUCCUGGCACCUGAUGGAUACUCCAACCAUCAAUGGUAGUGCAUUUAGGAAUAACAUGAGGUCUGGCUCCAACAUGCAGGAUUCCACUUCAACAUCAUUGCCAUUCAGAACAAGGUGCCACUCAUCCUCUGCAGCCUUCAGACUGAAUGGAAAGGCUAAUGAUGUCUUAGGGCCUCCGCAGAGCAAUCUAAGAGCCAGACAGGCAUUCAGCAAGCGAUCAGAGCCCAUUUUAAAUAAGAUGGUGGACUCCUCUGUGAUAAUCAAUGUGAAAAACCACAGACAAGAUCAACAUGCAACAAGUGAUUCAGAGGAUUCAGAGGCAACCUCUUCCAAAAGUAUAGGAGUCCCUCAGGUGCGUGCAAGUGCCCCUCAUGAGGUCAGAACAAUUUCCAACACUGCUGAGAAAUCCAUGAGAGUUACUGAGUGCCCGGUCUCUCCACACAUGACUAAUUGCACCUGUGGGUCCAGGGCUGACCAACAGGAUACUAAACUCCAGUUGCUUAGCUUGAGGGAAGCUCUUGAGCUAUUUCGUCCAGAUUUCAUCUAUCGCUCUCAGAAUCGGGUGUGGCAGUUGGAACAGAGGGCCAGGCAGAGGCGGAGCCUACAAACAGUUGCAUUUAUCAUGAGCAUGGAGACAGCUAACCCUCGGCAGAAUUGCACCAAACCACACCCACUUAGUGACAACCUUUUCAAACCCAGGGAUAGAGCCAUCUCAGGCAAGGAGAUGCAACAGAGAUCUAGACGGAUAUAUAACAAACUCCCUGAGGUGACUAGGAAAAGGGAGGAGAAAAGGAGGAGACUGGUGUCCCAUACCAACAGACUGAGGGCAGAGGUCUUCAAAAAGAAACUUUUGGAUCAGAUUCUUCAAAGGCACAGUGACUGAGAGGAGUGCCUGUUCACAAGAUUCAUACCCCCUUCUCUCUCCUUGCCUGGGGCAAAGAAUUAAAACAAGCAAGACUUUUGGAGCUCCCUCAUGAGAACAGAGCACACUUUUCUAAUACAUUUUUUCAAAUAUAAAAUACCUUUACUGGACCUAGGAUGCAUCCACACAAUUCAAAAAUGUGUGUCCGUGCCCUGUUGCGUGCUGUUCAAAAGAAAUUUGUUGUUGUUUUUCAAGAAAAGACACAUUGAUAGAAGCAAGAAAUUCAUGCAUUUAUUUAUGUACCAAUACAUAUCCUCAUUUACUGAAGACCUCUGAUGAGAUUCUAGACCAUAUUGGAGUCAGGGACAGUCAUUUCUCUGUAUUCUCUUGAAAAUUAGCUCAGCCAAAAUAAUCAUUGAAGAUAGUGUGGAGAGCUAAUUAAAAUCUGUUUUUAAAUUAUAUUUGACCCUACUUUUCAUGUUUUGUGGUUCAAUUAAAAAAAGCACAAUGCCACACAAUUUUAAUAUGGUAAUCUGGCCAGCAUGAGUAAUUUUCCAAAACAGAUGGUCUAAAUAAUAUCCUUUGACGUAUUUGUUCAAAAUAGCCUUUCCCUAUGCAAAAUGGUCAAACUUUGCCUCAUUCAGAACAUUGGAGAUUACCAAACAAAUUAUGUCACAUUCUGCCAAUCUUUUACGGACUUAUGUUAUUAUAAUAUUUAUUUUAUUACAUUUAUUUAUUUAUUUAUUUUUGCUUUGGUUCUGCAAUGAUUCCUCUCAUUUAUCUUAUUUAAAAAAUAAAAAAAAAAUUAUAUUCAGUAUACUCUGCAUACCCCGCCUUUCGCCCAAUGUUAGCUGGGAUAGGCUCCAGCCCCCCGCGACCCUGUACACAGGAUAAGCGGUUGACGAUGGAUGGAUGGAUACUCUGCAUAAUUUUUUCUCCAUUUAAAAUGGAUCAACCUUAUCGAGACAUAGUAUAUACAUAGUAAUGGAAAAUAUAACUGCAUCUGCCACUCCACUUAAGUAUUACAAUUACUACAUAUUACAAUAAAUUACAUACAGCUUGUUCUAACAUUAAAAUUAUUAUUUUUCUUAUAGGUCAUCAACAACAGUCUCACAUUCCUAUGUAUUAUUUGACAAAUGCAGUAAUGCUGCUUUAAAAUGCACAAUUGCCAUCUCUGUCCAGUACCUGGCUUUACUCAGAAUAAGUAGGCAAUUAUUACCCAAGUCAUAUUUUGGACAUUAUGUGGUCUUUCUGUAAUGGCCAAUUUCAACUUGUGGAGUGUCAGGGUUCAGCCACUUCUGUUGGUUGUGUUUAUAUUGUCUUUGUGGCUGAGCUCUGACACUCAUGUUUAGUGUCUUGUAUAGUCUGUGCCUGUAUGAGAAUGCAUGGCUUGCCUUAUUGGCAUUGUCAUGCGUUCUCUUGUCUUGUUUAUUGGCAUGAGUUCAUUGCUCUUAUGUCAUCCAUGCAGCAUGCACUUGUGUACAUUUUUUGUAUCUGUCUCUUGCAACCUCGUGUGUGUUUCGCGCUGGGCUUGCUUUGCGCUGUGCGUCCGGAUUGCAAUCCAUCUUCAUGUUGUCCUGGGGUGCCAGUUUAUUUGUGGCCAAACUCUCACACAGAUGUCCUGUCUCGUUUUGUCACAUGUUGUGUGCAUCAGGUGGUAUUUGCUUCACUGUGUAUGCUCAGGUUUUGUCUUGUAUGAGAGUGCAUGGCAUUGUUUUGUUGGCGUUGCCAUGCUUUCUCUUGUCUCAGCUGUUGUUUGGCAUGAGCGCAUGUUGCCUUGUAGUUUCGGGCGAUAUGCUCUCGUGUCAUUCAUGUGUUUGAAUCAAAGCACGUGCUUUGUUUAGGUUACGUAUUGCCACGUGUCUCUCAUUCUUACAUCAUACCCUGCCUCCUUGUCUGCUUAUUAUCAUUAUUUUAUUUGUUUCAACUGCCUUUCUUGUUAACCCAUUUGAUUUCUCUCAAUUGUUUCGUUUGCUCUUGCCCUUGUAUGCUCGUGUCUGCCUUCCCUGUUGGUUCAAGAUCUUCUAGUGUUUAUUCUAGUUUUGUUUUGUCUCCAUUGUGAGAAUUUUUUGUUAUGUAUGUUUUUUGCUUAAUUAAAUUAAGUUAAUUGUUGCCUAUCUGCGAUUGGGUUUCUGGUGCAGAACAUGAGAAUGUGGGGUAAUAGAAUUAAUGUGACAUAAUAGAAGAUGUGUUAGUCAGGAAACUCAGUGACAGAUUUUAGAUGACAGUUUGAAUGACAUGAUUAUAAAGCAGCGAAAUGUAACCUAUGCCGUGGUGUUAAAGUAUUCUGUGUUCAGCAAUUUGCAUUCAGAGCUGUAUACUUUGAUGUAAUACCUUGACAAUCUUGAGAAGGGAAAAGCAAACAAAUACUGUAUGUUGAUUUUGAACAUUUGUGGAAAAAUAAAUACUAAAAUAUUAACAUCCUUGAGUCUCUAAAGUUAGUAUGCUACCUGGUGUAAACCUUGAGAGUGUUAUUAUAGAAUGUCUUGCAUACCAAAAAGGAAAGAGAAAAAUUACCCCAUUAUAAAGAGGGAUAUUUGCAAAUUAACUCAG